Molecule: messenger RNA, 3221 nt
Organism: Serinus canaria (Common canary)
Lineage: Eukaryota; Metazoa; Chordata; Aves; Passeriformes; Fringillidae
Gene: JAKMIP1
Product: janus kinase and microtubule interacting protein 1
Exons: 23
Coding region: 481-3003 (840 amino acids)
Molecular function (GO): kinase binding; GABA receptor binding; microtubule binding
Source: RefSeq, a predicted model, not a curated record
GGACCGGGGGCCGGCAGCGAGGUGCGGCUGUCGGGCGGUGCUGCGCCGCUGCUGUGUCCGCAUCGCGCCGGCGGAUCCCCGGGGAAGGAGUGGGCAGGGGCUCGGCCGGGCCCUGCCGCCGUCGCUGGCCGCCGAGUGGAUGAUGUCACUAAUACUGCUCUGGAAGCCCUCCUUGCUGAUGAAAAGGAGAACGUUCCAACAGGACUAGGAGCUGUGGUGUGGAAAGUUCCAGAACAAACAUAGCUUGUGACUCAGCUGCUGGUGCUGCUCAGUCUUCAUCUCUUUCAAUUAAAAUCAAACACAGCUGCCUCAGAAACCUGUGGAAAAGGGAAAGGCCAUGAGAGACUGCUCCCAUGAUGGCAGAGACUGGUAUGAAAGGUUUUUUUGACCACUGCACAACUCUUCAGUGCUAAAAGCAGAAAGCACUAGCUGGUAGCUCAGUGUGGAGCAAACAUUUUAUUUUAAACUUCAAAAACAAUUAUGUCAAAGAAAAGUCGUGCCAAGGGAGAGAAGUCCGACAUGGAGACUGAAGCCCUGCAAGCUGCCAAUGAGGAGCUGCGAGCUAAACUGACCAACAUCCAGAUAGAAUUUCAGCAAGAAAAAACCAAGGUGGGUAAACUGAGAGAAAAGAUCCAAGAGGUUAAGCAAGAAAGGGAGCAGGAACAGCAUAAGCACACUGCCUAUGUUUCUGAACUGAAAGCCAAGCUCCACGAGGAGAAAAUGAAGGAACUUCAGAGUGUCAGAGAGCUACUGAUCCGGCAGCAUGAGCAGGAGGUGGCAAGAAUGGUGAAAAUCAAAGAUGGUGAGAUCCAGCGUUUGCAGUCAACAGUGAAUGUCCUGCGGGACGGGGCGGCUGACAAGGUGAAGACGGCGCUGCUGAGCGAGGCAAAGGAGGAGGCUCGCAAGGCGUUCGACGGGGAGCGAAUGAAGCUGCAACAGGAGAUCUUGGAGCUGAAAUCUGGCAAAAAGCAGCUUGAAGAAGCUCUGAAUAACAUCAUGCAGGCAGAUAAAAUGAAGGCUGCGGACCUGCGCACGGCUUAUCAGUCCCACCAGGACGAGAUCAAUAGAAUAAAGCGGGAGUGUGAGAGGGAGAUCCGCAGGCUGAUGGACGAGAUAAAAGGCAAAGACAGGGUGAUUCUGGCUCUGGAGAAGGACCUUGGUGUCCAGGCAGGCCACACACAGAAACUGCUCCUUCAGAAAGAAGCUUUGGAUGAGCAGCUUGUCCAAGUGAAGGAGGCAGAACGAUACCACAGUAGUCCUAAGAGGGAGCUUCCUGCAGGAGUGGGGGAUAUCAGUGAACUGAUGGGAAGUCCGGAGCAGCAUCUGGAUGAACGAGAUGUGCGGAGAUUUCAGUUAAAAAUCGCUGAGCUGAAUGCUGUAAUAAGGAAGCUGGAAGACAGAAAUACUCUCCUAGCAGAUGAAAGAAAUGAACUGCUGAAACGUUCUCGGGAGACAGAAAGUCAGCUGAAGCCUUUGGUAGAAAAAAAUAAGAGGAUGAGCAAAAAAAAUGAUGAUAUGUUACAAUGUAUCCAGAGGAUGGAAGAGAAAAUAAAAAAUUUAUCGAGGGAAAAUGUAGAACUGAAAGAAAAGUUAUCUGCACAACCAGCACUGAAGAGGCACACAUCUUUGAAUGAUCUCAGCAGCACACGAGAGGAACAAGAAAUUGAAUUUCUUAGGCUGCAAGUCAAAGAACAACAGCAUGUUAUUGAUGAUCUCACAGUGGAAAGAGAACGGUUAUUGCGGUCUAAAAAACAGAGGAGGAAAAGUCUGAAGCCUCCAAAGAGGCAUGUUGUGGAGACAUUUUUUGGAUUUGACGAGGAGUCUCUUGAUUCAGAAACUUCAUCUGUAACUUCAUACAACACAGAUAAAACAGACAGGACACCUGCAACACCAGAAGAAGAUUUGGAAGAUAGCACACCUAAAGAAGAAGCUGAACUCAGGUUUUGCCAGCUAACAAGAGAGUAUCAAGCUUUGCAAAGAGCAUAUGCAUUGCUCCAAGAACAAGUUGGUGGAACCCUGGAUGCAGAGAGAGAAGCAAGGACUCGUGAACAACUGCAAGCUGAUCUUCUCAGGUGUCAGGCAAAAAUUGAGGACCUGGAGAAAGCUCUGAUGGAGAAGGGACAGGAUUCAAAAUGGGUAGAAGAAAAGCAGCUGUUAAUUAGAACAAAUCAGGAGUUGCUAGAGAAGAUUUACAGAAUGGAACAAGAAGAGCAUCAGCUGAAGAAUGAGAUGCAAGAUGCAAAAGACCAGAAUGAGCUGUUAGAAUUCAGAGUGCUAGAGCUUGAAGAGAGAGAGAGAAGGUCACCAGCAUUUAAUCUUCAUAUAACCACCUUCCCUGAAAACAAUGGAAGUGCACUUCAACUGUUCUGCCAUCAGGAAGGAAUAAAGGACGUGAAUAUAUCUGAACUUAUGAAGAAGCUAGAUAUUCUUGGAGAUAAUGGGAAUUUGAGAAAUGAAGAGCAGGUUGCAAUAAUCCAAGCUGGGACUGUGCUUUCCCUCUGUGAAAAGUGGUUGAAACAGAUAGAGGGGACAGAAGCUGCGCUGACACAGAAGAUGCUAGACCUGGAGAAUGAGAAGGACCUGUUCAGUAAACAGAAGGGUUAUUUAGAGGAAGAACUCGACUACAGGAAGCAAGCUCUGGACCAGGCAUACAUGAAAAUCCAGGAGCUGGAGGCCACGCUGUAUAAUGCCCUGCAGCAGGAUCCGGGCCGGCGGGCCAGCGAGUCGCUGACGGAGGCGCAGCGGGAGGAUUUGCGGGCGGCGGUGGAGAAGGUGCGGCGGCAGAUCCUGAGGCAGAGCCGAGAGUUUGACAGCCAGAUCCUGCACGAGCGGAUGGAGCUGCUGCAGCAGGCCCAGCAGCGAAUUCGAGAUCUAGAAGAUAAAAUAGAACUUCAAAAGAGGCAACUCAAAGAAAUUGAGGAAAAGCAUUCAUUCUGUGGCCUUGAUGACACAACUGAGCCGAGACGUGUGGCUAUUAAAAGAAGCUAUGGAGUGAAAAGCUGAGUCCACAUGCAAAAAUACAGAAAAUAUUUAUUAAGCAGCUUUAAAUUGGUGCGUUUUUUCAUAAAGUAGUUUGCAUAAUACUUGAAGCUGCAAAAUAUUUGAACUUAAAAUUAGAGAUUUUUUUUAAAAUAUGGCUUCAAGCUGGAAUGAUUUCACAAUCAAAUAAGGACCAGCACAUCAUAAACACUGAAAAAAAUUACAAGCAAGACUUACACUCU